AUGGUCCGCGUAUCUGUCCUCAACGAUGCUUUGAACAACAUCGUCAACGCUGAACGUCGUGGAAAGCGUCAGGUGCUCAUCCGCCCUUCGUCCAAGGUCGUCGUUAAGGUGCUCUCCGUCAUGCAGAAGCACGGCUACAUCGGCGAGUUCGAGAUCAUCGACGACCACCGUGGUGGCAAGGUCGUCAUUCAGCUCACCGGCCGAUUGAACAAGACCGGCGUCAUCUCCCCCCGGUUCAACGUCGCUGUUGACAGCAUCGAGAACUGGGUCGCCCAGCUCCUCCCCGCCCGUUCGUUCGGCAAGAUCAUCCUCACCACCUCGGCCGGUAUCAUGGACCACGAGGAGGCCAGGCGGAAGCACACCGGUGGCAAGAUCCUCGCGUACGUUUACUAG
Dioszegia hungarica is the source of this 393-nucleotide messenger RNA. RefSeq names its product ribosomal protein 22 of the small subunit. Lineage: Eukaryota; Fungi; Basidiomycota; Tremellomycetes; Tremellales; Bulleribasidiaceae. Bases 1 to 393 code for a protein of 130 amino acids. The transcript is spliced from 4 exons. Gene Ontology annotation, cellular component: cytosolic small ribosomal subunit; ribosome. Gene Ontology annotation, biological process: translation. The record is from RefSeq and is a predicted model, not a curated record. Gene Ontology annotation, molecular function: structural constituent of ribosome.